AUGCUUCGGUUCACUCAUAGGGCUCUAACAGCUACUCCCGAACGCUUCUCCGUGCUAGGUACGACGCAUCCCAAACCCAAACGCACUGGCUUUGGUCGUAACAACAAAAUGCGCUCGAAACCUAGUGACAAUGUAGCGUGGUAUGACAAAGGCCCGGUUGAGUGGCUCCCUCGCCCUGUUAGACUUACUUAUGACCAUCUUGAUCAACUCCAGCAGUGGAUGAUGCGUGCUACGCUUGACGGGCGAACGGAGGAGUUUAAUCGCAUCCGGGACCUUCACCGCGAGUGGUCGCAGCACCCGCUCAUGCCAGUUCUGGGCGAUGUGGAGCCAAAGUUUCCCCUCAACUUAUUCAAGCAAAAUCACAGAGCGAAGAAGCGUUUCUUGGUGCGGUGGCAUAAAGCUAAUACACCAGCGAAUUGGCUGUGGAUGCCACGCGGCCCGACGGUUGUCACCCCUCUGCACCGCACCAACCCAACGCAGUACCCGGAAAAUUGGAAGCAAAUGGUGCAGAGAAAGUCUGGAACAGGCACCCCUUCGUGA
Trypanosoma brucei brucei TREU927 is the source of this 540-nucleotide messenger RNA. RefSeq lists its product as hypothetical. Lineage: Eukaryota; Euglenozoa; Kinetoplastea; Trypanosomatida; Trypanosomatidae. The transcript has a single exon. Bases 1 to 540 code for a protein of 179 amino acids. The record is from RefSeq and is a predicted model, not a curated record.